Molecule: messenger RNA, 4071 nt
Organism: Lampris incognitus (smalleye Pacific opah)
Lineage: Eukaryota; Metazoa; Chordata; Actinopteri; Lampriformes; Lampridae
Gene: fam184b
Product: family with sequence similarity 184 member B
Exons: 18
Coding region: 60-4004 (1314 amino acids)
Source: RefSeq, a predicted model, not a curated record
UCAUAGUUGAGCGGCAGGAUUAUUGCGACUUCUCCGUCUAGGAAGUUCCUUUUGAGGUUAUGGCUUCGGGCGCCGGUAAGGCUGCGCAGCCCCCCGGGCCGGGCGCCGCCGUUAACGGGACUGCGGCAGACUUCUCCAACAUCGAGCAGGAGCUGUACGACUACCAGAUGCACAGCAAGAUGUGCAAGAAGAUAGCGCAGCUCACGAAGGUGAUCUAUUCCCUGAAUACGAAGAAUGAGGAGCAAGAGACGGCCCUGCAGACCUUAAACUAUGCCCACCAGGAAGAGAUGCACCGCAUCGUCAUGGAGACGUGCCAUGAAGGGGAGGGGUCAGUGCUUAGGACACGCCUCCUAGAGUUACGGGAGUCUCUUGAUGAGCAGCAAAGAGUUGGAGCCCAGGUGAAGGCAGACUUUGAGAGUUUCCGUGCCCAGACAGAGGAGAGAGAGCGCGAGGCUGAGGCGGAGCUGAGAAAGAGUUUUGAGGAAAGCCUUGCAACUGCAGAAGAGGAGCUCCGAGAGGCCAAGGUCCAGCUUAGCGAUGCAAAGGAGGAGACCCUGCAACUGGGUAAAGCCCUGGAGAAGGCUGGGGAGCAGGUCCAGGAACUGGAGGCCCAGUGUGAGCAGCUACAGAUGGCAGCUGAAGAGGAGAAGAAGAGAGGAGAGGAGGAGCGAGCGAGGGGAGACGAGGAGAAAAGGGCUGAAAAGAGAGAGGAAUUGGAGCGAGUGAAAGCGCUCCUCGAGGAAGUGAAGGUGCUGAAGGAAGAGAGGGAUCACGCUGAGGAGGAGAAGCGGAAGGCAGUGAGAGAGGAAAGGGAGGGGUGGGAGUUAAAGAUGAGCACCCUGUCAGAGGAGAGGGAGGAGGUGAGAAAGAGGAUGGAGGCAGAGCAAAGGGAGGAGCGGCGGAGGUGGGAAGAGGGGGAGGAAGAGAAGAAGAAAGGACUGCACAGUGCUCUCAGAGAGAGAGUGAAGAGGGCCGAGGCGGAGGUCGAGAGUCACCUGCAGAGGCUCGACGAGGGCAAGAGAAACACUCUCAAACUGCAAGAGAGAAUACAGGACCUGGAGGAGGAGUUGGAGCUGGGCAGGAGGCGCGUCUCUGAGGCGGAGGGCAGGGCUAAGAGGGCGGAGGAGGAGCUGGCAGUUGCCAAAGAAAGGUUGUUACUACAGGAGGACGAGCUUCAGAGUAGAGCAGAGGAACUGCUGAGCCGCAGUGGUUGUGAGGUGUGUGUGUGUGCAGAGGUGGAGGAGCUGAGGAGUCAGCUGAGCCGUCUGCAGAGCAGGAACAGAGAGCUGGAGCUCCAGAGCAGUGGCAGAAACAGUGACCACGCCCGCCAGAUACGCCAGCAUGCAGAGGCCCUGUCCAAUCUGCGGUCCGAGAUGGUUAGAGCCCAGACCGAGGAGCUGCGGCGUGUGCAGAAACAUGCUGACGAUGAGAGGGAUAAACUGAAGAAGGAGAUGGACAGAGAGAAGGAGAGCAUCCAGAAGGAGAGAGAACAAGAGAAGGACCAUUUAGAGAAAGAGAGGAACCGUCUGCGCAAGGAGAGGGACGAGGAGAAAGAGGGGCUGCGCAGAGAAGUGGAAGAAGCCAGAGAACGGCUGAGAAAAGAGAAGGAGGAAGAGGUAGAGUGGCUGCGCAGGGAACUGGAUGUAGAGAGGGUCCGCAUGCGCUCCCAGCUGGAUGGGAACAGGGAGCAGGUCGAGGCGGAGAAAGCCAUCCUGCAGCAGAAGCUGGAGGAGGAAAAGAAGAGGUUGGUGGAGAAGGCAGAGGAGGACAGGAGGCGGUUGAAGGAGCAGGUGCAGAGGGCGAUUGAGGAGGUGAUGAGGAGACAUGCGGCUGAGUUACAGAAUGCCCAAGAAGCACUGAGUUCAGAGAAGAAGACCAACCAAGAGGUAUGUGUUCGUUUGGACGAGGAGAGGAGAAUCAGUGAGGAGGUGCACAGGGGGCUGGAGAGAGAAAGGGAGGAGCUUCGGACACAGCUGCAGGAUGCCACCAAUGAGAUCUCUAGGCUAGAAUCAGUCAUCCAGCAGCAAGAAAACAGUGAAAGCGUGGCCCAGGAAGCCCCGCCGACAUGCGGACCACAGUGCUCACGUUUUGAGGAAGAACUGCGUCAGACCCAGAGCCAAUUGGCUCAGUUACAGGAAGAGGGGGAGAGGCAGAGGGAGCGACAGCAGAGAGAGAUAGCGUCCCUGAGGGCUGACAAGCACAGGCUGGAGGAGAAAGUCCUGGAGCAGAGCCGACUGAACACCGAGAGGAGCUUACUAGAACAGAGCCAACGUAAUAUCGAGGACAGAAUCAGGGCAGAGUGUGAGGAUCGUCUCAGAGCAGAGUUCAGGAUCGAACUGAAUGCCGCUGCAGCCGAGAGUGAACAGAGAUGGCAAAGCAGAGAGGAGGAGCUGCAGACCCAACUAGCCGAGCUCCAAGCCACACUAGCUGAUUUGCAGUCACCGCAGGUGGAGAAAAAGAGGGCAAGCCUGGGAGAUGAUUGCCACGGGAACCCUGAGAUUGAAAGGCUGAGAAAGGAGGUCCAGGACACCAAGGAGAUUAACAGGAAAUUGAGGGAUCAGCUGCAGGAGCCCCAAACCCAGUCUCUGGCUGAGGAGAGACACAGUCAUGCCAUGACCCUGCAGGCCAUAGAGAGAAAGACUAAAGAAGAUGUACUGUCUGAGAGGAACAGACUGCAGACACUACACAAUCUGCAGCUAGAUAAGCAACGUGCAGAAUUAACACAGCAGCAUACAGAGUGGAGCAGACAGAUAACGCAGAGACACAUGCAGCAGAUAGAGGAUUUACAAGCCGAGCUACAGACACACACACAGAUGAUGGCCCUGCAACAGGACCUGAAGCAGCAGAACCAGUGGCAAGUGUUUGAGCGACAGCUGGAUGAGAGUCGCUGUGCCAUGCUGGAGCUGCAGAGGGAGAACACGGCUCUGAGGGAACAAUUAAAGGACAGGUCGACUCAGGAGAAGUUUGAACUGGAGGAGAAAGAAGAGGUGAAAGUGGAACCGUUGAAGAAGAGAGAUGCCCAGCUGGAAGAGGAAGCACAACACCUUAAAGAGGAGGUGGAGAAACUGAGGGUGGAGAUGGAGAAGCUGGAGGAGUCCCAGAAACACUGGGAGGACAAGAAGGAGGAGGAAACAAAAGAAGAGGAGGAGGAGAGGAAGAGAGAAGAGGAGGAGGAGAAAAGGAAAGAGGAGGUGGAGGAGAUCAAGAGAGAGCACAAGAAGGAGCUGCAGAGUUUGGUCUCUGAGUACAGCAGUGCACAGACACACAUGCAGGCUCGUAUAGCGGCCUUAGAGACCGAGCUGCGUGAGCGGGAAGACAGAUGCAGGAAGAGAGAGCCUCGGUGUGAUGAGCAGCAGCUGGGGAGGCUGCAGGACAGACUGACAGAGAGAGACCAGCUCAUACAAAGAUUAGUGGAGGAGCGGCAUCAGCUGCAGCUUCACCCUCCUGUCAGCGGGGACAACAGCUCCCCGAGGCUCCGGGACAAAUCCCGCCCCGGAAGUGUCACACCAACCAUGAGGAGGAAGCGUCUGGAGGAGUCUCCUUCUCACCUCACCAGCAUCCCCAAUGUCAGCGCCUAUGACAAGGGCCUAUUUGUACCCCACUCCUCUUCUUCCUCCUCCUCCUCUUCCCCUCCCUUACUCAAUCAGCACUCCUCCUCCACCCUCCCGCACCCAUCUGCCUCCCACCUCCAGGUGUCCCCCAAAUACUCCACCUCCUCUCUGCCACACAAGCACAAUUCCCUCUCCCUCAACCAACAUUCCUCCACCUCCCUCCCCCGCUCCGCCAGGUCCCGGACUUCCUGCACCCCUCUCACCCCUGCUCCCACGGCUCCCCUCCCCGUCUGCCCCUCCCCGCAGACAGGAAUCCGUUACGUCGCUCCCUCUUCCCAUGAGCCACACCCACAGCUGCAGGCUCAGCUCAACAGGGGCCGUUAUCUGGAGCAGAGGGGGACCGGGACAGAAGGGCUGAAGCAGGAGUGGUUUACCAAAUACUUCUCCUUCUGAAAGCACACACACACACACACACACACACACACACACACACACACACACACACACACACACACACACA